This is a messenger RNA of Hibiscus syriacus, 177 nucleotides long. RefSeq lists its product as uncharacterized. NCBI's taxonomy places the organism in Eukaryota, Viridiplantae, Streptophyta, Magnoliopsida, Malvales, Malvaceae. The transcript has a single exon. Bases 4 to 177 code for a protein of 57 amino acids. The record is from RefSeq and is a predicted model, not a curated record.
AUAAUGACAGAGAGAAAGGCAGCUGCUGCUCCCACGAAUAAGCUGGAGAAAAAGCCAUCGGUCGACAUAAACGAAAGUGCCGAGGCUUUCAUCCAGAAGUUCAGGCACCAGCUUCUGCUACAGAGGCUUGAAUCCAUUGAAAACUACGAGCAAAUGUUGGCUAGAGGUGCUGGCUAA